AUGGUGAAUGAAAACCUGCAUGAACUUAUUGAAACAACUAGUUCCUCCAAUUGGUGCGGUGCUAUACAGACUACAGACGAUAGUGCGCCAUUCACAUCGGUCUCCUCAACUAUUGUUGUGCCCACUGUCACCGGACCCCACGAUGCGGCUUACUCCGCCUAUGCAUGGCUAGGAAUCGACGGCUGGGGCGGCUUGGACAACCUGUUUCAAGCUGGGUUGGAUAUUCGGGGUGUUAAGUCCCAUGACGGCUCCUAUCUACCCCAGUUUCGUGGGUACUAUGAAUGGUAUCCAGAAGAUGCCCAGUUCUUCACGACCGACGACCUUCCUCUAACGAGCGGGGAUGCCCUAUACAUCAACAUCACGGCUACUUCGACGACUACAGGUACUAUAUAUCUGGAGAACAAAAACAACAGAAAAUCUCAAACCUUCAGCUUUGACGAACCUAGUUAUCCCUUGACGGGCAAGUAUGCCGAAUGGAUUGUGGAGGAGUUUUCUGAAAAUCCAGUUCCCUUUUUUGGCUCGAUCAAUUUUGCCUCCCCUCUGGCUACAACUAGCAACGGGGACUCCUUUGAUAUCUCUUCCGCCUCUCUUAUCCAAGCGGAUAGUGGCUUGAAAUCUGCCCUAAACAAUACUGCUGUGUCUGUUUCUGCUGUCUGA
Penicillium riverlandense is the source of this 657-nucleotide messenger RNA. Its product is annotated as A4/G1 family peptidase. Gene Ontology annotation, biological process: proteolysis. NCBI's taxonomy places the organism in Eukaryota, Fungi, Ascomycota, Eurotiomycetes, Eurotiales, Aspergillaceae. The record is from RefSeq and is a predicted model, not a curated record. The transcript is spliced from 2 exons. Gene Ontology annotation, molecular function: glutamic-type endopeptidase activity. The coding region runs from base 1 to 657 and encodes 218 amino acids.